Molecule: messenger RNA, 630 nt
Organism: Sparassis crispa
Lineage: Eukaryota; Fungi; Basidiomycota; Agaricomycetes; Polyporales; Sparassidaceae
Exons: 6
Coding region: 1-630 (209 amino acids)
Molecular function (GO): copper ion binding
Source: RefSeq, a predicted model, not a curated record
AUGACAAUGGUCCGACCUAGAACAGGGGACUUUCUGUACUCACAAGCUGAAUUUGAUGUCAUGGUGGAAGACAUCCGCGUUUUCAAGGAGUUUGGUGCGGAUGGCGUCGUGUUCGGUAUUCUGACUCUAGAUGGGAGGAUAGAUAUUGAGCGUACCGCGCUACUUGUUGACGAAGCGUUUCCUAUGCAAGUGUGUUUCCACAGGGCAUUUGACAUGACAAGAGACCCUGUUGAAGCCUUGUUUGACAUAUCCACCAUACCCCAUAUCACUCGCAUUCUGACCAGUGGCCAUGGUCCAACGGCGCCUUCCGGCCUUUCAGUUCUGCAGACACUUCUGACCAAGGCUUCUGGCGACGGAGCUGGGAUGCCGACAAUUCUCGCUGGCUCUGGCAUCAAUGUGUCUACUGUCCGCUUGCUCCUUGAUACCCUCCUUCCUUGUGGCUUAAGCGAAAUUCAUCUGAGCGCGGGCAUGUGGAUACCCAGCAAAAUGAAACACAAGCCACUUGGAAUGGGCAUGGGAGUUGGGGAAGGCGAAUGGGGUGUGUGGCGGACGAGCGAGGAGCGCGUGAGUGAAGUGAGGAGUGUUGUGGACGUGGCGUGGAACGACUACUUAGAUCUGCACUAUCGAUGA